UCAUAUGCUCCAGUCCCGUUAGUUACACUCCAUUUGCCUUCGCGUUAUUAUUGCCAAAAAACCUUGGGGUUGAUGCGUUUAAACGCACACUGUAGAUUUAAAUAUAGACAAUUAUUCACUCGCAUAUUUAACCUGGGCUGCAGCACACCUGAUGUCGACAUAGGCACGCACUCGUAAGGAUAAUCAUCUUAGAACUAGCGCCAUGGAGACGGUCGUUCACCUGAUGAAUGACUCUGUAGGGUUUUACAAAUGGAGCCUUACCAUAGCAGACAAGCGUGUGGAGAAAUGGCCGAUGAUGUCAUCUCCUCUGCCCACUCUGGGGAUCAGUGUUUUGUACCUGCUCUUCCUUUGGGCCGGACCUCUUUACAUGCAGAACCGCGAGCCUUUCCAGCUCAGGAAAACACUCAUCGUGUACAACUUCAGCAUGGUGCUGCUUAACUUCUACAUCUGCAAAGAGCUGCUCCUGGGCUCCAGAGCAGCCGGAUACAGCUACCUCUGCCAGCCUGUCAACUACUCCAAUGAUGUUAAUGAAGUCAGGAUAGCGUCAGCUCUGUGGUGGUAUUACAUCUCGAAGGGAGUGGAGUUCCUGGACACGGUUUUCUUCAUCAUGAGGAAGAAGUUUAAUCAGGUCAGCUUCCUGCACGUCUAUCACCACUGCACAAUGUUCAUCCUGUGGUGGAUCGGCAUCAAGUGGGUUCCUGGUGGACAGUCUUUCUUUGGCGCUACAAUUAACUCAGGCAUUCAUGUGCUGAUGUACGGCUACUACGGCCUGGCAGCGUUUGGCCCCAAGAUCCAGAAGUACCUCUGGUGGAAGAAAUAUCUCACUAUUAUUCAGAUGAUCCAGUUUCACGUCACCAUUGGCCAUGCCGCUCACUCUCUCUACACGGGCUGUCCAUUCCCAGCAUGGAUGCAGUGGGCUCUGAUUGGCUACGCCGUCACAUUCAUCAUCCUGUUCGCCAAUUUUUACUACCAGACCUACCGUCGUCAGCCACGUCUCAAGACAGCCAAAUCCACAGUUAACGGUGCCUCCAUGUCAACCAACGGCACCAGCAAGACAGCCGAGGUCACGGAAAACGGAAAGAAACAGAAGAAAGGAAAAGGAAAGCACGAUUAAAACGAAUCUUGGAUAAACCAUUACAGACUGUUUGGUAAUUGUAAAAACAAACAUGCUGAUUGUAUUUCUGGGACAAUAACCACAUGCAACGUGAUUAUUCCAAGUCAUCGAGCUGCUUGUGACAAUCUUUAUAAUCUAAAAUGUCCCUUAUGGUAUUCCAAAUCAUAAAAGCUAAUUACUUGGAGAUGUUUAGUUAUCAUCUUUGUUGGACUUUUCUACAGAAUUAUAGUUACAUAUGCUUUUUUCCACAAACUUAGCUUCAUUUAUUUUAAUGUUACGCUUAUUGUAAGAUUGCUACAUAAAUGGCUAGUCUGGAUGUGUUUCCACUGGUCUCAGCGGCAGUCAGAAUUCUCGACACGUUUGGAUCCUGAAACAACAAACGAUGUUCCUUUUUGAGUUAUUCGAGAUACGAAACCAUUUCGCUUAUUCCAUUUUCUAAUUUUAUUUUUGUUAAAACCAUUAUUAGUAUUAUUGUUUGUCUGAUCCUUCAUUUGUAGCGAAACAGUAGUGUUUAAAAAGCUCUGGUGACUAUUAGCACGAAUAGGCAACUUUUAAAGUGGGAAUCCAAUUCUACCAAAGAAAGUCUAAUGUACAUUUGGUGGCUUUAUAGGUCAUGUUUAUAUUCAUUUCUUGUAUCAAACGCAUUCCUAAAUUGCAUGCAGUAAUGAUUGUGUCAUGGCUUCAUACUCAGGUAGUUUCACACACACACACACACACUUGUAUAUAUGAUUUACGAGGACUUCAUAAAGGCGUAAUGAACUUUAUACUAUUAAAAACUACAUACUGUAUGGCCUUACCCUACCCCUGAACCCCACCCUCACAGGAAACAUGUGAGAAAAUGAAUGCUUGAAUGUCAAAAGGCCCUGUUAAAUAUUACAUUUAAGCGUUUUGAAUUAUGAGGACAAUGUAUGUCCUCGUAAACCAAAUUAAUAGAGUACAACUAGGUCAUACCCAUGUCAUUAUACAAUUUGUGUCCUCGUAAUACACAUAAACAAGUACACACACACACACACACACACACACUCACACACGUCCUAAAUGUCUAUCCGGGUAUUGCUUUGUGAAUGUAGCUUUUCGUUCCCCGUUAUGAAAAGUUUCCUGUGAUUAUGAAAUCACAGGACAGAUGAUAGACAGCUCUCAAAACCUGUUUGAAAACUGCUGUAUAUUUUCUGUAUGAAUACUGUUAAAUUCACAUGGGAAAUACGCAGCAUGUUCUAGUGAUCUGCAACGUCAGUGUUCCUCUUAAUAAAUAUUUAUACCAACUGAUA
This is a messenger RNA of Danio aesculapii, 2382 nucleotides long. It is a transcript of the gene elovl4b, whose product is annotated as ELOVL fatty acid elongase 4b. The record is from RefSeq and is a predicted model, not a curated record. Gene Ontology annotation, molecular function: fatty acid elongase activity. Gene Ontology annotation, biological process: fatty acid elongation, monounsaturated fatty acid; sphingolipid biosynthetic process; fatty acid elongation, polyunsaturated fatty acid. Lineage: Eukaryota; Metazoa; Chordata; Actinopteri; Cypriniformes; Danionidae. Gene Ontology annotation, cellular component: endoplasmic reticulum membrane; endoplasmic reticulum.